Trichosurus vulpecula (common brushtail) is the source of this 6690-nucleotide messenger RNA. RefSeq names its product microtubule associated protein 7 (gene MAP7). The transcript has 17 exons. Bases 605 to 2863 code for a protein of 752 amino acids. Lineage: Eukaryota; Metazoa; Chordata; Mammalia; Diprotodontia; Phalangeridae. Gene Ontology annotation, cellular component: microtubule cytoskeleton. Gene Ontology annotation, biological process: microtubule cytoskeleton organization. The record is from RefSeq and is a predicted model, not a curated record.
GCUGCUCUGGGAAGGAAAGGAGCUGCCCAGGUUCACUCUGCGUUUGAGUUCCCAGGAGCUGGCAUUCCGGCAAGCUGCUGCUUUGCAGCUGGGGGAGACAGAGACGCUCCCAGCCCUCCUCUGAUUAGGAUAUGUCAGGGUUGUCAGGGCAACUGUUAACGGUGGCGUAUCAUAUUUUCCCCUCUUGUGUUGCGUGCUGAAUAUUUUAGUGUGCUGUAGCUGGAAGAAGAUUGGAAAAGGGUGCUGCAGCAGGAAAGAGGAUCUGAUUGAACAGGUUAGGCAGUGGAGAGAGGCAUCGGACCGAUGCACUGUGCCUUUAAUCAGGGCUUUCCUUGAGAGUGCAGGGAUGGGUGAAUGCGGAGAGUGAGUGGGAGUGGGAAGGGGCUCGUGAGGGAGGUGGGGUGGGGGGAACCGCAGGCCCUCCGCUGCCGAGCCCAUGGUAGUGUUUGUCAGCUGUUUGCACACUGUUUGCCCGUAGGGGAUCUAUUACAAGUGCUCAAAUGAUCUGGCCGCUUAGGAGCUAGCAGCUUCACCCUGGCUGCAAUUACAUAAACAUAUAUUUUUAAUAACAAACAAACAAACAAAACCCCCAAGUGGCAGCGACAUGCCUGGAUCAGCUACUGCUAUCCGACAAGAGAGGUUGAAGAAGACCGGUUCAAGGCCAAAUCCCCCUGGUUUAUUCACCAUUAAUGAGGAAGAGGAACAGCAAAAGAAUGGAAAUUCCAGAAGACUGAAAGCAUCUGAAAACUCCCAAGUGCAAGAUAAGAAGGCUCCUGCACCUGGCCGCCCCACCUCUGCUGCUUUAGGACAAAAUCGCAACGUACCAGGAAACAAACCAGACCCUCCACCUGUACUAAGAGUUGAUGACCGACAACGGCUGGCCAGGGAACGGAGAGAGGAACGAGAAAAGCAGCUAGCUGCAAGAGAAACCGUGUGGUUAGAACGAGAAGAGAGAGCUCGGCAACAUUAUGAAAAGCACUUAGAAGAGCGGAAGAAGAAAUUAGAAGAGCAGAGGUUAAAAGAGGAGCGGCGACGGGCUGCUGUGGAGGAGAAGCGAAGGCAGAGACUGGAAGAAGAUAAGGAACGUCAUGAGGCUGUUGUCCGGCGCACGAUUGAGAGGAGCCAGAAGCCAAAACAGAAACAGAACAGGUGGUCCUGGGGGGGAUCCCUCCACGGCAGUACCAGCACCAGCAUUCACAGUACAGAUCCAGACAGGCGGUCAGUUUCAACAAUGAAUCUUUCGAAACAUGUUGAUCCAGUCAUUAGCAAGCGGCUCUCCUCUUCAUCUGCAACAUUACUAAAUUCUCCAGAUAGAGCUCGCCGCCUGCAGCUCAGCCCCUGGGAGAGCAGCAUUGUAAACAGACUCCUGACGCCCACACAUUCGUUCCUGGCUCGAAGUAAAAGCACGGCUGCCUUGUCUGGAGAUGCAGCAUCUUGCAGCCCCAUCAGCAUUAUGUCCUACAAAGCUGCACACUGUAGAAAUCAAGCUGACCGGCCCAAACUCUUUGUAACACCACCUGAAGGUACUGGACGGAGGAGGCCUCUGCACAACACAAUGGGGCAUAAAAAAGAAAAGGAGAGGGAAAACAUGCCUUUCCACCUCACAUCUGGCAUCCGAAGAGCUCUGUCUCCAUCAAACCCCAAAACUAGAUCACCAGCUCCCUCCUCAGUUUGGCACCCAUCCAAGUCCUUGUCUCAUUUGCCUGGCACACCCAGACCAGCAUCCUCCUUGUCACUUGGCCCAUCCAAAGCUGCUUCUGCUCAGGCGUGGCCACCAUCUCCUGGCAACAUCCGGCCUAUCAAGAAAGAAGUCAGGCUCGAGACAGAGAAAAAAGACCCAGAGAAGGAACCUGAGAAAGCAAUUGAAGCAUCGUCACCGGAGGGUGACGUACCUUCACUGAAUGCUGAAGAACCUACAAAUGAGGAAGGCCCACCUGCUCAGCCAGAGGCUGCUCCAGCUGCUCCAGCAUCAGGGCCAUCCCUGCCAUCCACCGUACCCUCAUCUGGUUUGGGUAAGACUUCUGCAGGGACCACCGACCCAGAAGAGGCCACGAGACUGCUGGCCGAGAAAAGGCGGCUCGCUCGGGAACAGAGAGAAAAGGAAGAACGGGAGAAGAAGGAGAGGGAGGAGCUUGAAAGGAGGAAGAAGGAGGAAUUAGCUCAGAGAGUAGCUGAAGAAAGAGCUCGUCGAGAGGAGGAAGCCCGAAGGCUAGAGGCGGAGAGGGAGCAAGAACAGGCCCGGGAGAGGGUGGAACAGCUGCGGCGGCAAGCGGAAGAGCGAGAGCGACGAGAGAAAGAAGAAAUGGAGCGGGUCCAGAGACAGAGAGAAGAAGAAGCCCGCCUACGAGAGGAAGCCGAGAGGGUUCGACAAGAACGAGAAAUGCAUUUCCAAAGAGAAGAGCAGGCCCGCUUAGAAAGGAAGAAGCGACUUGAAGAAAUUAUGAAAAGAACCAGGAGAACAGAAGCUACAGAUAAGAAAGCUAAUGACCAGAGAAAUGGAGACAUAGCCAAGGGAGAUACUACAGGUGAAACAGGGUUAUCACCACUUCCAUGUGUGACAGACUCUUCACAGAAUGGGGAACCAGUGACUAGCCCACAUCAGAUAACAAUGACCAUGGACAGUACCCUCGAAACUGAAAAUCAACCAAAUGAAAAUGGAGUAUCUCUUCAGAAUGACACCUUUGAAGAAAUUAUAAACUUACCCAUUGGAUCUAAACCAUCCAGACUGGAUAUCACAGACAGUGAUGGAAGCCCAGAAAUUCCUUUGAAUCCAAUUUUAGCCUUUGAUGAUAAGGGGACUCUUGGGCCAUUGCCUCAGGUAGAUAGUGUUCAAACACAGCAAACAGCAGGUAAGUUUGCCUAGGACCAGUUGUUGCAAUUGUCAGAGAACUUUUGAAAAUCAAUUGGCUGGUGGUACCUUAUGAAAGGUAUGGAGACUAUAUAAGCCCUGCCACUGGGUGUCACCUGAAGGGCCCUGUACACUGGAGUUCAAAGGUUUAUAACUCUGUGGAGGAGAAAGCUCUAUGUAAACUCUACUGAAAAUUGUUGUAAUGGACGACAUCCAAUAGGAUGAAUAAAUGAAUGACCUCUAAGGUCUCCACUGACCGAUUGCUCAAAGCAGGAAUCCCUGCUCUAUCUGUGCCUUCCUGUAUUUGCACAAGCCUUUUUCUUCAAUCCUGGAAAACAUUCCGUCUUCAUCUCUGUCUUUGGUAAUCCUUCUCUUCCUUUAAAUUUUAGUUAGUUUAAAUUAAAGCUAGUUUUAGCUUUAAAUUUUACUUCACGAAACCCUCUUGGAUUCAUUCUAGUUGUAAGCAUUUCCUCCCUCCUCUAAUUUUCAAAGCACUUUGCGCCAUCUCUCCCUUGCUCCUUUUACUCCCUACCUUGCUUUAGACCCAACUAUUGUGCACCCCCAAAAGAAUGUAAGCUUCUUGAAGGCAAGGAUUCUUUUGUUUGUCUUUGUAUCUCCAGCACCUGGCACACAAAGGGCUUAAUAAAUGUUUGUUAAAUUAUAUUCAAUUAUUCAGUCUGUGAUUAAACUGAACAUUUAUGAUGAGAAACUCACUAUUUGAAAGCUCAUUUGUGGGCAUACUUUUUCUUCCUUGUAUACUGACCUGAAAUCUGCCUCCUUGUUACUUCUACCUAUAGCCUGGAGAAUAGAAAACACAGUGGGUUAUGAUAACUGGCCUCAGGAAUUUGAAGGACUGUCACGUGGAGGAGGGAUUUUAGUUCUAUGAACAAUGGCUGGAAAUUGCAAGGGGGAAAAAUUUAGUUUUAAUAUCAAGAAAAACUGUCCAAAAGUAAGAGUGGUCUAGAAGUGGAACAGACUACCUUGAGAAGUGAAGGGUUGUUCCUCCUCAGAAGGUUGCAUGUAGAAGCUAGACAACCACUGAUCAACUAUGUUACAGUGGGAAGUCCUUUCACGGAUGGGAGGACUAGAUAGCUGCUGAGAUCCAACUCUCAAAUUUUGUUUCUAGUAUUAUUUUCUAGAGCCACAGCAGACAUCCACUCACUCUUCAACAUGGCAGCUGUCCAGAGAGUUAGACACAGCCGUUGUGGACCACCUAAGCCUUCUUCCCGCUCACCAAAGUAUCCCCCAUAAAUGUAUCAUUUUCUCUUUAUUUUCAAAGGUCAAAGAUCAUAAAGAAAUGCUUAUCCUGUUGAUCUGUUUGAUGUGGCCUGUGAAAUGAUGCCAUAUUGCAAGUUAAAGCAAAGACCACAACUUGUCAUCAUGGCAAUUGAUACAGAUCGUUUGAAUUUAAGAAUCUGUGAAUCCUAGUCCCAGAUUUUAAGUUAUUUGAACAGGCUUUUUAAGGCAGAUAUAGCUAACUUGCCACACUGAACAGCUAUGAAAUUUGCCCUUUGAUUAGGGGUUAUAGAUGCUAUUCAAAGUGCCUGCCCUUAUUUGUGCCACAAUCUCCAAGGCUCAUGGAUGGCCAGAAGCCUUUGCUCAAAAGGAGCAGCUGUUAGAGGAGUCAUUGUUACAUCAUUUGAAGCAUCAUCUUGGCCCAGCCCCAGGUAGUUACUGCCAGCACCAAGUAUUGCCAUCACAGCAGGUGGCAGACCAUUGUAUGACUGCGAUGGAUUCAUAUAGUCAGUCCCAUCACUGUGACGUUAAGAAUAUAGAGGCAAUAUGGUAUAGUGGGUAGAGGGCUAGCCCCAGAGCCGGGUUCGAGGCUUUCUUCUGAUACCUGCUGGCUACGUGGUCCUGCUCUUCAGACAACUAAAAGUCUAAAUUUCUGGAUUGGUUGGGGAAGUUUCCUCAUAUGGACUUCCCUAAACCAAUGAAAUCAUAGAUCUGGUUUAAAAACACACACACACACACACACACACACACACGACAAAUGAAGUAAUUGCUGUGCUCCUUUCCUUUCACACUUUCAUUGGUUUCUUUUUAGCAUUCUGCUAAGGCAAGUUGCUUUGUACUAUCUCACAUGUGAGCCUUAACCCAUUGUGAAGAAAGCCGAUAUAACAAGGAUGUUUAACCUGCUGAAAUAAAUACUUAUUAGUGGUCCCCAAGUUAUAGGUUUGAGGUAGACUAGAGACUGAGGUCUUUCAAAAGCAAGCUAUAUAAAUCAGUUCAACAGACAUAUAUUAUCCUGAUCCUGUGCAGAGCCUAGAGUUUUUCCCAGGUUUAUGUAAGACCCAGAACCUCUCCCCUUGGACUCUACACUGUCACACAAAUCUAGAACACACCUAUAAAACCAAAUGAUACAUAAGUACAUAAAGAAAGUAGAGACAAAAUUCCCCGUCACAGAAAGAAAAGGGAAAAUGGGCUAGAAUGGUCAGGCCAGGAACAAUUUCAUGGACAGGAAUUUCAGAAUGUGUGUCUGUCUGUCUGGAGAGGGUGUGGAGAAUGAACAAAACCAAAAGAAGCACAAAAGUACCAUGUAUGGGGUAUGGAGUAUAUCCAAGUUUGACUGGAGAAGAGAGUCUAUCAAGUGGAGCAGUCUUGAAACAAACAUGGAAAAAUACAGUAACAUCAGAUUGCAGAAGGCUCUGAAUGCCAGACUAAAAAAAAUGACCUUAGUAGGCAGUGUUUUAAGCCAAAGAACAUGACCAGAUCUAUAAAAGUCUGUGGGCUGUAUGUGAAGAAUGAAGGAGGAAAAAAAAAAGGAGGAUUAGGAAAAUAUUGCAGCCCUUUAGACAGGUGGUAAUGAGGACCUAUAUAUCAAGAUGGUGAAAAUGGAAAGAAAAGAAAUGGACAGAUAUAAGAGAUACUGCAAAGAUGGGAUUGAUGAAUAAUUGGAUAUGGGAGGAGAGAGAUGGAAAUAUUCAAGUCAGAAUAAAAAGCAGGUUUUUCAUUUUGUGUUCUGAAAAAGAUAAGCUCAGCUCUGGAUGAGUGGAAUCUGAAGUGUCUGUAAAAAAAUCCAAGUAGAUAGAAAUGUCCUGAGGGCAAUUGGAGAUGCAGGGUUGUAGCUCAGGAAAGAGAUCAGGGUGAGUGACAGAUUUGGGAGUGAACUGCACAGAGACCUGAAGCUGAGAGAGUGAAUGAAUUUAACAGGAAAGAUAGAAUAGAGAGAAAAAUGACAGGAUCUUUGGGUUAGGAUGAGGAGUCAGAAGAGAGAGAAAAGGGAAGAUUAGGCAGGCAAGAAAAAUGAGUAUAUGGUGUUUUUGAAACCAACCAAAGAGACUGUCCAGUACAUGGGGAUGAUGGACAGUGUCAAAUGAUAUUGAGUGAUCAAGGAGGAUGAAAACUGGAAAGGCCAUUGAAUGUGGCAUGUAGGAUCCUGGUCAACACAUCUCUUCCUUCUACUUUGUUGGCUAUUAAACCAUUUGGAGGAAUUUUAUUUCUCCCUAUGUGAUAGAAAACGUCCCUAUAUAAUUUCCUAAUUUCUUCUUGUAUGGAAUCAAAGAGAAGGAAGGAAUUCCAGUUUUUCUAUUUUUCUGGAUUUGCAUCUGAUAGUUCUCUCUUUCAAAUGUUUUCUGAGCACCUAAUGCCUGUCCCUUGUUAGCACUAGGCCCCCUUUGUGGCACUUUCUAAUUUGUAUUUCUGCCACAAGUGGUUUUUUUUUUAAUUUUAUACACAUAUGUACACACAAUGAAAUGACGUGGUAUUACAAAUUAAAGAACCCUUGUCUUCCUGGUGGUUGUUGCAGAUCAUUUGAAUUUAAGAAUGUAUGAACCCAGCUGGUAGAUUUUAUAUUCUUUGCAGGUUUUUCAUGUAAUUGUCAUAACAUAUUUCUUUUUCCU